GAGAGACAGUAAACACAGUUGGCAAUUUAGAUGAAAGUAUACGCGUCAUGUUUAAAACAGGCUCCGGGGACACAAUGCAUCGUUCCAUUAAUUUGCCCGCCAAAUUGAGCGCGGGGAAUUGCAGCUCUGUACCAACUUUCCCAAAAAUAGUAUAGCCAGUGCAGUGCGAAUUACUUCAGCGGGACCGAGAUAAUUAUUACCCCACCGCAGCGCGCGAAUAAAAAAAUUAAACACAUGUGGAGAAUUUAUCCUUCCAUCCCUCUCGCAUCGUCCAGAAUAUUAAUUCACUCGCGAGCAUUAUAGAUAUACGUUCACGCGUUUAUUUAACGACACUGUGUCACUGUAAUAUGUUGAUUACGCCGCUUUAAUCAGUCGCGUUAGAACGAUCUUGGUGUUCGAGCGCUCCGUAAAUAUAUCCAGAUAGAACGACACUAGUCGAUGAGUGUCGAGAUAAUCCCGAAAUACAAUCGCUACCGCGGAACAAUCAGAGAGGGCGAUCCUCCGGGAUCAAAGAGCAAAAGCUCGAUUGGAUAUCCCGUCCAAUGCGUAAAUUGGAUGUGUCGUGCGAUACAUAAAUUGAACGCGCUGUGAUGAAGAGCUCAGUGCCACCUUCCUAAACCAGGUGGUCCCCGAGAUAAAUGGCAACAGAGUAUUAGUUACGCUCGACGCUUAAUUCGGUUCGCGAGUGAAAACGGCUUAAAACGUACUAACUGGAGUAAUAAGAAGGGAUCUCGUCUGCGAAAGUUAGCAAAGGGACCACCGGAAUCAGUUUCUGGUGAAACCGUGUGAGAGAGAAAUGUGGCCUGAAGAGGAAUGCCGCACGACUUUACGAUGAGAAGAAAUCGGAAGAGCGUCUCGAGUCGUCACAGAAUCGACGACUGAUUAUGACGCGCGUCCGCACGCGGCGGCAUUUUUCUCGUCUCCUCCUGUUAUUCUCUUCCUCCGAGGCCCUUCACGCACGCUGUUGCCUGACCCUCCUCCUUCUCGGAUUCAUCUCUCUCAACACAGUCCUAUCGUGCGACGAGAAGACGAGGCCCCAGAGCCGUGACCCGAGCGCGCUUCCCUACGUCGAGGUAAGAAAUUCGGAGGGAAGAGACCUCGGCGCUCCCAGAGUGAUUCCGGAAUGGAUGCAGCGAGAGAAGGAAGCGUCGAGCAUGGUCGGUCAAAGUGCUAACCGCGCGACCAGUGAUCAUCGCCCCGGUAAUUUGCUGGAAGAUCAACGAAAUCAAGAUAAAUUCGUUCCAGCGGUGACGAAACGAACUUACUUUGACGAUGGCGCUUCCGCGAGCACUACUGAUCAUCAACGCGGCGAUCAAGUUCUUUCUGGACUUGCGAGCAAUUAUCUGGAACGAGACUCCGACGAUCGAUUUCGUGAUGUUGUAAAAAAUCGAGAGAUCAGUGACGGAAUCGGCUUGAAAAUUAUGAAGCAAGGUGAAAAAAGUGUGAAAAAUCGAUUGAACAAGCUGGUCAGGGAGCGACGUAAUAUACCGGUGGCCCAAACUGCUCCUUAUCACUCGGCGGAUCCGGCUAUGAGCAAAGUCCAAUUUCGAGACGAUCAAGUUAGUGAUAAUGAAGCAAGUUCGACGAUUUUAGACGAACCUCGUCAAAGUGUAAGCAAUUUAGCAGAGAGCUCCGCUCACGAUCGCAAUGCAGAGGAUGCAUUGAUUGGAGUUCCGAUCGAUCAGUUGGAUUCGCGCGAAUCUUCAAGUGUCAUUCAUCUCACGGAGCCGACGAGAAGUCGACAGGAUCGUAAUGAAGUCAGUUUCGACGGAGCAAAGCGUGCGGGUCUAAGUGUCGAUAAUGUAUUCGGCGAAGCGUCUGUUAAUCGUGCGAAUAAACGCACGAGCGAUUAUUCGGUCCAGCGAAGUUUGCGCGAGAGCGAGGCCUCAAGCCGACCGAGUGAGCACGAUAUUGACGUUGUGGCGAAACACCGCGACGAUUCGACGGGAGAUCCGAGCAAGACUGUCGGCUUAGAGGCAAUGACGCAAACUCAUUUAAGCAACCGCAAUAUCUAUGCGCUUAAUAAUCCGAGCGACGGCGCACGCGAAUCCGAGAGUUUGACCGAUUAUCUCAAUGAAAGCAAUAACUUUGGAACCGAUAAUGAGUCCGCGAACUUGGACAGGAACGAUUCAGAUAUCGAUACAAUCGCGGCUGUCGACGACUUCGACGUCAGCACUACUGUUUUCGUGGAGAACCAAGCUGAGAUCGAUAGAAUUCCUGAGAGUCAGACGGAGACCAGCUCGGAGUACAUCGACAAUUUCUUGGAUACAAGUGGAACUGAAAUACAAACUGCAACCUGUCGUGACAACGUGUGCUCCGAGUCGAGUGACAGUACCGAUACAAUAAUUAGAACAAAAAAGUUUGGCGGAGAGGAAGAAUUAAACGAGAAUCGGAAGGACAAAUCUGAAGAUGACUUUGCGCAAAUAAGCAACGGAUCGACGACGACGCCUGGCAACGACAGCGAUACCGAUGUCAAUAAGGAAGCACCUUUUACAGGCUUCGAAGGUUCUCAGAAAUUCCCCGUAAAAAUCAAUCACAAGGCAUCGCCGGUGGUGCCGCAAGUCGAGAAGUUCGACAGGCGACACUUCGGUCCGCACAAGGAGGACGUGCUUGAAGAAACGUCUGCAGAAUACUCGAGUACCGUGCUUCCCGACCUACCGAAGAGUCCCAGCAGGGACGUGCUUCAUCGUCAUCGCAAGCCGAACGACGAUUCCGACGAUGUUGAAAUGGGCAAGGGAGACGAUCGAGAUGCAGGGACGAUCGAAAGAGACGAAAAGCGAAACGAUACCUUAGACGAAUCCUGGCUACCUGGUAUGUCAUCGGGGAGACGUUCGCCGAGUUUUGCGACCGCUAAACCGGACUAUGUCGCGGCGACUUCGAAUACCGUGGACAGUGACACCGAAAACGCGACGCGUAACGAUUCCGACGUGGGGAUCGAUGUAACAGUGCCGAGUGCAAAAUCGAUAGAGAAGACGAAUAUAACCAUCUUGGGUCUCUUUGAGAUGACACACGGAACAGUGCCAAGACAAGAAGGUUCCAGCGAGCUUGAAGCGGCCAAAUUGGCGGUCGACCGUGUCAACGAACUGAAUAUCUUAAAGCGCUUUCGACUGCGUCUUAUUUACAAUGAUACCAAGUGCGAUUCCGGAGUGGCCGUAGACAGAUUCUUUCACGCUUUAUACGCGCCGAAGAAAAAGUAUUUAAUGCCAUUUCUGCUCGGCACCGCUUGUUCUGAAGUGACCGAAACACUGGCCAAAAUUGUACCUUAUUGGAACGUGAUUCAAGUAUCGUUUGGUUCGACGGCACCGGCGCUCUCGGAUUCCAACGAGUUUCCCCUGUUCCUGCGAACCGUCGCGCCGGAUUCGAGUCACAAUCCGGCGAGGAUAGCAUUGAUCAAACACUUUGGAUGGGACACCGUCACGGCGCUUUCGCAAACAGGCGACAUGUACUCCUUGGCAGUGAACGAUUUGGUCACGGAACUGGAGCAGGCGAAUAUCACGUGUACCGCCACCAUCACGUUCGCCGAAAACGAUUACAAGGAGCAAUUGCGAACUUUGAAGGACUUGGAUACUAGAAUUAUUAUUGGAAGCUUCUCACCGCAAUUGGCGCGACGCGUUUUCUGUGAGGCCUGGAACCUCGGGAUGCACGGUAGCGAUUACGCAUGGAUUCUACCAGACGAUAUCGACUUGCCGAGGAUGACGAGCGAUUGGUGGCGAACCAGUGUCGGAGAAUGCUCGCCCUCUCAGCUGUCGCAGACCUUGGAUGGUUUAAUCAUCGUCAAGAGCCACGCUACGAUCGUGGGAGACGAGAUCAGCGCCUCGGGACUGACUAGCGCGAAAUUCACUUCGGAGCUAGCUAAUAGAGGCGUCACAGACUCGAAAUUCGCCAGGCAAACAUACGACGCCGUGUGGGCCAUGGCACUUGCUCUCGCUAGAACCGAGGCCCUCUUGAAUCUGCAAAACGAGAGCAUGGGGCAAUACACGCACUCGAGAAAAGACUUCACCUACGAUCUACUGCAGCAGCUCAAGCUAUUACAUUUCAUCGGAGUUUCGGGACCGGUUUCUUUCAACGACGCGGAUCGCGUUGGCAUCACGGCAUUUGACCAGUUGCACGGACAUGAUACCAAGAGAAUAGCUAUCUACACUCCCGAAGAUGGGAAACUGAUAAUGAACUGUCCGGAAUGUGCGGCUACAAGAUGGCCUGGAGGGCAAGUACCACCAGCUCGCAGGGUCUUUCGAUUACGAAUGGUGACUGUGGCACCUGCUGCAUUCCUCGCUAUCACCUGCAUCGCCAGUGUCGGCGUUACCUUGGCUCUUGCUUUUCUGGCCUUUAAUCUCCACUUUCGCAAGCACAAAAGCAUAAAACUUUCAAGCCCGAGGCUGAAUAAUAUGGCAGCCGUUGGUUGCGGCCUGGUCUACGGUGCUGUUAUACUUUUGGGACUGGACGAUGCCACGCUGCCAGACAGCGAUGGUUAUUAUCCCGCAGUGUGCAAGGCGAGAGUGUAUCUAUUAUCAGCCGGCUUUUCCAUGGCUUUCGGUUCAAUGUUCACAAAGACUUACCGAGUGCACAGGAUCUUCACCAGAAGCCGCAGCGGGGUCGUGAAGAAUAAGUUGCUCCAGGACACUCAGCUGAUAUUCUUAAUCUGCAUGCUUCUGGUAAUCGACGUCGUCGUGGUGACGCUGUGGGUGAUCCUAGAUCCGAUGCAACGCCACUUGCAGAAUUUGACUCUGGAAUAUAGUCCGCAGGAUCGAGGGGUCGUCUAUCAGCCUCAGGUAGAGGUAUGCCGUUCGCAGCACACGAACGGUUGGUUAAGUGCUCUCUACGUUUACAAAGGUUUACUGCUCGUAGUCGGAGUCUACAUGGCCUGGGAAACGAGGCACGUAAAGAUUCCAGCCCUAAACGACUCGCAAUACAUCGGUAUGAGCGUGUACUUCGUAGUAAUCACGUCAGGUAUCGUCGUGGUGCUAGCCAAUCUGAUGCCCGACCGCGCGACCCUGGCCUUCGUCACGAUCACUGCCUUGAUUCUGGCUUCGACCACGGCGACUCUGGCGCUGCUCUUUCUGCCCCAAUUGGCGAACAUUUUGGGGGGCGAAAGGGCCGACCCGGUCGUGCAGAGUCUCGGUCUCAAGAUCGAAUGCAAUACACGUAGAUUUGUCAUGGACGACAAGAGAGAGUUACAGUAUCGUGUAGAAGUGCAAAACCGAGUUUAUCGUCGUGAGAUGGCACAGCUGGAACUAGAAUUGGCCAGAUUGGAGAAGCAACUGGCGCAAGAGACAGUGGAACCUUCGCGCGCUUCAUCGAGUACUUCAAUUCCGCAACGAAAUCCAAGUAUCGGGGGUGGUUUGCCUCUGUUAUUGCUUAGUGUUCUACCACCGGUCAUUCCUCGAGCCAGCUGGCCCUCCGCAGAAUCGUCUGGCAUGCGUCGCGGUACCGUAGCAUUUAGCAGUCAACCGGAUCUGGAACCAGACGAUCCCAGACAAAGCCUGGCCGACCUUUAUAAGCUGCAUCGUCGCCGAGAGACCGAAGGGCCGAGCCGCCUGGGCGUUUUUCAACGAUUCUUCAGUCUCUUCGGCAGCAGGCCGAGUAGCAGAAAAACCUCCACCGCGUCGUUCACAGGAGUUGCAUCGGCUCUUCGAGUUCAUAUGGGCUACAUUGCUGGUUUAGUGCCUGGCACGAAGGCAGCCUCUACUUGCCAGGUAGAUGCCCAAGGCACUCACUCGCCUCAUGCACGAUGCGGUUCAGGACCAAUAAUUAGUAUUACUAGCGAGGAAGACCGUAGAUUGAGCCUGGGGCUACGUCGCAAGGAAAGUAGCGAACCUAGAGUAAAUUUCAGCUUACCGCCACAGGCAAGCACGAGUCGAUCAUCCUCUCGAGAGAAGAUACGUGGGUCCCCCCGAUUUCCUCAUCGAAUAGUCCCGGCGAAUAGCUUGAGUGCCAUCGCACAAGGUACAUCGAUCUCGAGACCGCAUCGUUGGCACUCGAUGGAAGACGCGACGAAACCAAAGACUACACAAAUAACAUCCCGCGGCUCGUACAGCCCCAAUUCCGACGUGUGGGCUACGAGUGAGGUCGGAGUUCCUUUCAGCGAGCUGGCUAAUACUGUGAGAGGCAGGAAACCGCCUGAUUCCUUGGCCCUGACCAUCACUGUGGAUUCAAAGAUGAGCCCAAUCGAUACCAGACUGGGCAGCGAUUUGAGGAAAUUGUUCAAAGAAAAUGACAGCCAAGAGGCAAACAGCCCUGCCGAAUACGAGCAGAAGAUGACUCGGUCGAGCUCGUCAUCCUCUUCAUCCCUGAAGAUAAUAGGUGCUACUCCGAGCGACUCCGCGUCCUUAAAGAAUGAUUCCACUCUAGAGACUCGGCACGAUACGAACUUUUGUCAGGAACCAAAGUCUCGUCCAUUGAGCCCAGUGAUUUCGGUGGUGGAUAUGGAUAACCCUGGGGAGGAAUCGAACGCCGAUGUCGAUAGUCAGGUUGGAACUUCCUCCGAAGAGAAAAGACCGACUUCUGUAGCGUAAUACUGUGCAUGUGAUCGUGACAAUUUGUCCAAGUGAUAAAAUUGUUAUUUAAAAGGAACGAUAUAUCAGGGAGAGUUUCCAAACUAUGUUGAUUUUUUCGUGUUCCACUCGCAACAUCAUCUAAUAUUUUAACGUUUUGUCGAAAGUGGGACAAGAAUUUGAACAAAAUUCGUAUCAAUCGUAGCCGUUUAGACAAUCUGUAAAUCAAAUUAAAAACAUUUAUUUAGAUGUUUCGUGUGAUAGACAGCAAAAGAUAAUUAUGCAGCGUGAUAUCAAGUAAUAAAUUAGGGCUGCACUAUGGACUUGCAACUGCGACAUGUCUAACAUAAGAAUUCACAUAUAACACAUGAAAAUUAUAACAUUAAAAUGUAGCAUCUGUUAGAUAGCUUCUCAAAUUAAUACUUCAAAAAUCGGCUAGACCUCUCGGUAGUCAAUUCAUAAUUCAAAGUUAAAUAGUGAUAAUGUUGUUGGAAAUUAACGUGUUACAAUUGAUCAUUCAUUAAACAUUACAAUUGAGCAGUGAGUCGAAAACUGUGCAGUGGAACGCUAUAAAAUCGACACUGUCAAUAUAAAUCAUCAAUGGAGAAAGACAAUACUGACCGGCUCAAUUUGAUUGACAAGAGUUAACUUAAUUUCGUGCCCGAAUCAAUAAAUAGCAUAAUGUGCGGAGACAAAGUGGCGUACGUGUGAAUAUAUACGUUCUUUUGUUCGUAAUGCCUAAAUGCGAGGAUCACGGACCAAUCGUGAUAUAAUUUUAAUCAUGUGUGUUCGCUAGUAAUUGUGCCAAAAAAAAAGCAAAUAGGACCCGUAAGAGUAUACAACGUUUGUCUUAACGGAUUAUAAAAGGGACCAACACUUAUAUCCUUCUGUCUAAGCAGUUUCUCUCCGGCGGAAUAAUUUCAAUAAUAUUGGCCCUAAUAUUUAAGUUAACUUGAAAAAAUAUUAUAUAUUAUUUUCGGAAAAUAAUACAUAUGGAAAAGUUUUACUUUAUUUUAUAUCAAUGAGAAUAACGGAAGUAAAAACAGGAAACAUCGAUGUUUUUACAAAAUAAUAAAUUCGCAAUUAAUUAUACUGUUUAUUCAAAAAUAAAAUACAUUUCCGUAAAUAAGAACUUAAAAUGUUUCUCACAAAAGACAAACUAGAUACAAUACCCUUACGGGGCUACAAUCAAAGUGUUCAGUGCCCCAAAAAAACCUUUUCUCUAGUACCUGCGCUCAUGUGCAAUGAAAAUAUAUCUCUGCUCGAAAUAAAGUAAUUUGAAAUAAAAAUACCACGUUUUGUUUUUAAAAUGUAAACACGUUGAAAUAUAUGCCAAUAUUUUCAUGCCACUGAGCAUUGACGUAUAUAUAUAUAAAUAUGUAGAUAAAACAAAUGGUAAGGACAUAUCCCUGCGAAAGGGUUUCCUUCUGAAAUCGUUAUCCGACUCGUUUCGUAAUUCGGAUAUCUCGAUGUGUCAAUCAUUAAAACUUUAAUGACUAAGCAAUAAUCAGCAUUGUCUGUGCAAAUAAGAAUAAUAUAAUAAAGAACUAUAUAUUCUAUCCAUCUUA
This is a messenger RNA of Linepithema humile (Argentine ant), 8059 nucleotides long. It is a transcript of the gene GABA-B-R3, whose product is annotated as gamma-aminobutyric acid type B receptor subunit 3. Gene Ontology annotation, biological process: gamma-aminobutyric acid signaling pathway; G protein-coupled receptor signaling pathway. The record is from RefSeq and is a predicted model, not a curated record. NCBI's taxonomy places the organism in Eukaryota, Metazoa, Arthropoda, Insecta, Hymenoptera, Formicidae. Gene Ontology annotation, cellular component: membrane; G protein-coupled receptor heterodimeric complex. Gene Ontology annotation, molecular function: G protein-coupled GABA receptor activity.